This is a messenger RNA of Gigantopelta aegis, 777 nucleotides long. RefSeq lists its product as uncharacterized. The transcript is spliced from 3 exons. The record is from RefSeq and is a predicted model, not a curated record. The coding region runs from base 1 to 777 and encodes 258 amino acids. Gene Ontology annotation, molecular function: nucleic acid binding. Lineage: Eukaryota; Metazoa; Mollusca; Gastropoda; Neomphalida; Peltospiridae.
AUGGGGUCAAAUAUUUACAGAUCGUCAUCGAUCUGUUCUCCAGAUAUGUUUGGAUCUAUCCAUUCAAGUCCAAAACGGCCACAUCGAAGGUCGAAGAACUUACAAAAUUGUGGGAAUCGCAAGACAUUUCUGCUGCUGCCCAAAGAUAUUUCAGUCCAAUAUAGGUUCUUUAAAGGACGUGGUGUCGUUCACUUGUUUUCCUUAAAUGAAACAAAGGCCAGCUAUGCCGAACGCGUGAUCAAAACCAUCAAAAUGCGCAUUUACAGACACAUGUUAAAAACGGUUUCCUACAGAUAUCUGGACGUGUUACAGGACAUCGUUCAGAGUUAUAAUCACACGCAACACCGCAUGUUGGGACAGAGUCCGGACAGUGUCACUAAGAGAAACGAGGGCGAAGUCAGAUUAGCUCAAUAUCUUAUCAAGAAGUCAGAUAAAUCCCCAAAGAAAAAGUCAAACUUCACAUUUGAAGCGGGAGACAAGGUGAGAAUCAGUCACCUGAAGGGGACAUUCUAUGCAUUCGAACUUCAAAAGGUGACAGAAAAUCCAGACCAGGUAUACAAAAUACAGGAGGUAUUGAAAAAGAGAACUCGGAACAAACAGAAGGAAGUGCUGAUCAAGUGGCUUCACAGGCCCAGCAAGUAUAAUUUGUGGAUUCCCGAAACCGACCUGAUUCAGUACCAGAUGAUUAAAUCAGAGAUCAUACGAUCAGUGGUCACCGAUCGUUGGAGAAAUGAAGGUCGGCUUGGCUCGCCUUUCUAUAAAAAGGGCCUUGAUUGA